Hippocampus comes (tiger tail seahorse) is the source of this 1606-nucleotide messenger RNA. RefSeq names its product solute carrier family 39 member 7 (gene slc39a7). The record is from RefSeq and is a predicted model, not a curated record. Lineage: Eukaryota; Metazoa; Chordata; Actinopteri; Syngnathiformes; Syngnathidae. Gene Ontology annotation, cellular component: membrane. The coding region runs from base 242 to 1600 and encodes 452 amino acids. Gene Ontology annotation, molecular function: zinc ion transmembrane transporter activity. Gene Ontology annotation, biological process: zinc ion transmembrane transport; intracellular zinc ion homeostasis. The transcript has 9 exons.
GCGCUAUAUAAUAGGCGGCUUGUGUUGCGAUCGUGGUAAAACACAUCAUGCAAUUCUUAAAGAUUCCAAAGAUUGCACAAAUGUCCUGUGUCAUAUAACACUAAUAAGUAGUGACUACUUGCGGCAAGGAAACGAGCAAAAGGGAUGCGCGCUUGGAAUCGGGAUUUCUUCCCGCGAGAUUUGGAGACUUGCGCGAAUGCCACGUCUCGGCGAGCAGCUAGCAUAGCCAUAGGUAAAUACAAUGGGCCACUUACAUCUGCUGGCGGCGACGCUGGCCACAUCUGCUCUCGUGCUGUUGUUGGCCUCGCAUCUGAGCGACGCUCACGGCCACUCGCAUGACCACCAUCAUGGGCACGGGCACGGAGAUGAGCACCACCACCACCACAGCCACCACAGUCACUCGCACGGCCCGGAGGCGAAGAUGUUCCACGGCGCCAGCAAGUGGAGCGCCGAGGCCAACCUGCCGCCAGAGGAGGAGGAAGUGGGGGAACGCCACAGGCACGACGAGCAUUGGCACGGUCAUGACGAUGACCACGGACAUGAGCAUGUGCAAAACGAUGACCACGUACACGCCGGUGACCACGACCAUGCGCACGCUGAUGCCCGCGGGCACGACCACGGUCGGUCACACAGCCACGAUCACGACCACGGCCACGCACACAAAGAGCCGAAGAGCGACGCAGAGAAGCGGGACGUGCUGGAGCUGUGGAUGCAGGCCAUCGGCGCCACGCUGCUCAUCAGCGCCGCGCCGUUCCUCAUCCUCUUCCUCAUCCCGGUUCAGUCCAACAGCGACCAGCACCAGAGCUUGCUCAAGGUGCUGCUGAGCUUUGCGUCGGGAGGCCUGCUGGGCGACGCCUUCCUUCACCUCAUACCGCACGCUCUGGAGCCGCACUCUCACCACGGCGACACCACGCACGCCGCCGAGGAGUCGCACGGCCACGGCCAUUCGCACGGCGCCGCCCACGAUCACAUGAUGUCAGUGGGCCUGUGGGUGCUGGGUGGCAUUGUCGCCUUUUUGAUUGUGGAGAAGUUUGUGCGCUUUCUGAAGGGAGGCCACUCCCAUGGGCACUCACACCCUCUUGUCAAGGAGAAGGACAGCGAUGGUGAAGACAAGAAAGCACCAAAAAAGAAGGUGGCGAAGAGUGCUGACAUCAAGGUGUCUGGCUACCUGAACUUGGCGGCCGACUUUACUCACAACUUCACGGACGGCCUGGCCAUCGGCGCAUCUUUCCUGGUGGGCCCGGCGGUGGGCGCCAUCACCACCCUGACCAUCCUGCUGCACGAGGUGCCGCACGAGAUCGGAGACUUUGCCAUCCUGGUCCAAUCCGGCUGCACCAAGAGGAAGGCCAUGUCUCUGCAACUGGUCACCGCCGUGGGAGCGCUGGCCGGCACCGCCUGCUCGCUGCUGGCCGAAGGCGCGGGCGCGGCAGCCACCACGUGGAUCCUGCCCUUCACGGCGGGCGGCUUCAUUUACAUCGCCACGGUGACAGUCCUCCCGGAGCUUCUGGCCGGCCGCUCCACUUUCGGCCAGUCGCUGAUGGAGAUUCUGGCCCUGCUAUUCGGCGUCGGCAUGAUGGUUCUGAUCGCAGAGUACGAGUGAAAAAAA